Acyrthosiphon pisum (pea aphid) is the source of this 843-nucleotide messenger RNA. RefSeq lists its product as uncharacterized. NCBI's taxonomy places the organism in Eukaryota, Metazoa, Arthropoda, Insecta, Hemiptera, Aphididae. The record is from RefSeq and is a predicted model, not a curated record. Gene Ontology annotation, molecular function: protein dimerization activity. Bases 1 to 843 code for a protein of 280 amino acids. The transcript has a single exon.
AUGAAAAGUUUAGAAAUGGGUAUUCUGGUAUCAGUAUGGAAUGAUAUUUUAGAGAGGUUCAAUAUUGUAAGUAAGAAAUUGCAGAAUGUUCAUAUUGAUUUGACUAUUGUCAUAACCCUAUAUAAAUCAUUGAUAAAUUAUAUAAUGGAUUUGAGAAACAGCUUUUCACAUUAUGAAAAACUUGGCAUAGAAAAAACUGGAAUUAUAGAAUAUAAAGUUUCCCGCAUAAAAAAAAGGAAAAUGCCGUUUGAUGAAUCAUCUCAAGGUGAUACAACAUUUGUUAGUAAAAAAUCUUUUGAAAUUAAUACUUUUUUUAUCAUAAUAGACUCUUUACUUACAGAGUUGAGAAAGCGUAUAAACUCUUAUGAAAAAAUUAAUACUUCAUUUGGAUUUUUGUUCAACAUUACUGAGUUGUCAGUAUUAGAAGUAAGACAAAAAGCUGGAGAGUUACAAAAACAAUAUCCUCAAGAUCUGGAUACAUCGUUUAUGAAUGAAUGUAUUCAUUUUCGUGGUUACUUAAAAGGCUUACCAGAAAGCGUAUCCACAAAAUCGGUGCUAUAUUUGUGUCAAAUCAUGAAAGAUAAUAGUUUACUAGAUAUUUACCCAUAUGUUAAUAUUGCAUUGCGAAUGUUUUUGUGUGUUCCUGCAUCAAACACUUCGGCCGAGCGUUCAUUCAGUACUCUUAAAAGAGUUAAAUCAUAUCUUAGAUCUUCGAUGAAUGAUAAUCGUUUAAACUCUUUAGCGAUUCUGAAUAUUGAAUCUCAGUUGACAACUUCAUUAAACUAUGAUGAAAUAAUUGAAGAUUUUGCAAGAUCAAAAGCGCGACGAAAGUUAUUAAUUUAA